This is a messenger RNA of Cucumis melo (muskmelon), 2052 nucleotides long. Its product is annotated as protein NAR1-like. The record is from RefSeq and is a predicted model, not a curated record. Gene Ontology annotation, molecular function: 4 iron, 4 sulfur cluster binding. Gene Ontology annotation, cellular component: cytosol. The transcript is spliced from 7 exons. Bases 492 to 1142 code for a protein of 216 amino acids. NCBI's taxonomy places the organism in Eukaryota, Viridiplantae, Streptophyta, Magnoliopsida, Cucurbitales, Cucurbitaceae.
AGAAGUAUGGUGUAAAACAAAAAAGAUUCUCUGCUGAUUCUAGAGCUUUUGGCUUCCAUUGUACUUACCCCCGACACAGUUCCUCAUCCUGAACCGACUUCGUCUUCUCUUCUAGCUUCCACCACCACCACCACCACCACCACCCUUCUCUUUCACCCAAUUCUCUCUUUCCUUCCCUUUUCCCGUUUCUCCUGAUCGCCGGCACUUUGCCCAGCACCUCCUCUUCAACCUCUUUCCCUUCGUUGGUGCGCCGCCAACCACCAAACCGCUGUUCUACGAUAUCUUUCUAGUAUUUUCUCCCUUGGACCCUUCUCCUAUUUCCCUGAUUGGGAUCGUUUUCAUUAGCUGCCGGUGAUUUCACCGUCCUGAGUUCCCGGUAUAAUCACCGACUCGGAUUCUGAUUGAUCGGCUUAAGUCUCUUCUUGUCUCUAUCUCUCUUUCCCUUUGAAGGGGUUUGCGUGCUUUGAAACCCUAAAUUUCAUUUGAAGGAGAUGUCUGAGAAAUUCUCGGCAACAUUGAGGAUAGGGGAUCUGAAUGAUUUCAUAGCACCUUCUCAGGCAUGCAUAGUUUCUCUCAAGGGGCUUAAAGCCACUACCACGAAGCCGGAUAAAGUUGAGGUUUCGGCUUCUAGGAUGCAAUUGAAAGCAGAGCCAGUUAAGAUUUCACUGAAGGAUUGCUUAGCAUGCAGACCUGCUUUUAUGUAUGACUGUAGUGGUUGUGUAACAUCAGCUGAGACUGUCAUGCUGGAGAAGCAAAGUUUGGAUGAAUUUCUAUCCAACAUAAACAAAGGAAAGGUUGUUAUUGUCUCAUUAUCACCACAAUCCAGAGCUUCACUUGCUGUCCAUUUUGGUAUCUCUCCCUUGAAGGUUUUCAAGAAACUAACGACAUUUUUUAAGUCCAUGGGAGUGAAAGCUAUAUUUGAUACAAGUUGCAGUAGAGAUUUAACCUUAAUUGAAGCUUGCAAUGAGUUCAUAGCAAGGUAUAGAAACAGCCAGCUAGACAAUGAAGAAAAAUGCAAUUCAUCAGUUCCUAUGAUAUCAUCAGCAUGCCCAGGUAGAGAUUACGAGCUUGACCUACUGCCGCUAGUCUAUCUUCCAGUUUUUGUUAAAUGCUUCAAAGUGAUGGAUUGCCUCAAGGAGUGAAAGGUUACACUGGCUACGUUCCUACUUCAGAAGGAAGCAGAAGGCCGAUGGAAGGCAAUAAUAGAGUUUUGAUGAAGUGAUGUCAAUACCUUAGAUUGGAAGACAUUCAGGAGAAUAUUCAAGGAUAAGUACUAACCUAGUACUUACUGUGAAGCAAAGAGAUGAUUUUAUGAGAUUAGUGCAAGGUUCACUGUGAGUAGCAAAAUAUGAGAAGAAGUAUAAUGAGAUGUUCCAGGUAUGCCAAUACUAUAGUAUACUAAAAAAGGUUCUGAAAACAUAUUCGUAAGCUAGUGACUGCGAUAUCGAAGUGGAUUGAUUGUUCACACUUAGUUGAGACGGUUAUGAGAGUCGAGCAGAGCCUAGCUGAGGAGAAGCAAGAGGUAGAACCUAGUCAAGUUGUUUCUUCUGCUAGCAGAUUUUUGGGACAAGUUCAGACUCAAAGACGUUUUACUCUUAGAGUGUCGGGAAGGGAUUUUAAAUCCCAAUCCAAUAGACAGCCAUUUUGAAGGGAUAGUGCAUGAAGUGCCUAUCUGAGACAGAGAUAGAGAGCCUCUAGUCAGGCAGCCAGGAUGACAACAGCAUCCAAAUCAGGACAUGAUUCUAUAGCCAGCAGUAGAAGCGAGUGUUUGCUAUCACUAUGGACAGUUGGGUCACUACAAGAGAGAUUACCCUCACAGUUGACAUUAGGACUACAAGUAGAGCAAUUUUUCGAGUCAUAAACAGUUAAUCAGGCAAGAGUUGCAGCGAUUGGAAGUCAAGGAUGUAGUGAUACAGACAAUUUAUAGAUGGAUAUUAAAGUAAUGAUUAUGCAUUUUAGUUUAUGUAUAGUGUGAGGGUUGAGUUGACAAUUAUGUAUAUGUCUUUCACUUAUGUUGUUUAGGGUUGUGUUUAUCUUAUUUUGAUUAUUGAA